This is a messenger RNA of Ictidomys tridecemlineatus (thirteen-lined ground squirrel), 4147 nucleotides long. The record is from RefSeq and is a predicted model, not a curated record. NCBI's taxonomy places the organism in Eukaryota, Metazoa, Chordata, Mammalia, Rodentia, Sciuridae.
GUGCGCGCAGCGUGGCCCUUGGUCUACUGGGUUGUCAGGCUGGCUGACCGGUUUUGUGCGCGGUCCUAUGGCCGGGAAAGGGGCCUGCGUCUGCCCCGGGGGUGCGAGGGCAUCGGUGCGCCUGAAUCCGGUAAUCCGUGGGUGGGGCGAAUCCAUGUGUGCAAGUGGGAAAGACUGUCCGCCCCUGUCUGGGUAGGUUUGUAAAUAGGGACAGUUCCGCACUUACCCCAGUUUGUGACCGGAAAAGGGGUCAGAAGGUAAGUAAGCGCGUGCGUGAUUGUGCGGGGAUCCUAUACCCAGGGGACGUUUCCCGAGCGCGUUUCGCGGAGCAUUAAGCACAUUAGGGCACAGGCCUGGGCCUUACGGUGGGAGCCCAGACCCACCUUCUACCAGGCAACCAGCAGAUGAACAGGAUCUGUGGUGGCGAGAGCCCUACCCAGAGAAUGUGAGAUGGAAGGAAGCAAAAAUUUGGUAGAAUCCUGAAGGAGAGAAUGUGGUGACCCAGCAGAGCAGAGCGAAAAGUUUUCUUUGAAGAGGGAACUGCACGUGCAAAGGCCCAGAGAUUAAAGGAACCUGGUGAGUCUGAGGAAUUUCCAGCUCCUAAUGAACUUGUCUCCAUACUUAGCAACCUUUCCUUCCAGGCAUCAGAACUGACUGCUGCUACCAGCCAAUCAGCAUUUUGUAUUUUCCAGACUCCUGUUAUUGAGUCAGGGGUGAGCGUAUGACCCCAGCCUAUCCAGUCAGACUCUCUUCAGGGACUUCUUGAAAGGGAAGAUUGGAAAAGAAGCCUCCUUUUUUGGAGCUACUUGGGCUAGAGAAACUCUAUUGAUGGGACAGGGCUGGCUGCAUGGAGGAAGUGGGACUAACAUGAUCCUGGGCUUGGGAGUGGAGGUGAAGGUAGGGACUCUUCAUAUAGCCAUCCCUGGGGGCUCUGGGCUGUGGGGGCGUAUGGACUUUGAGUUUGCUUUCUGGAAAAGGAAAGAGGAAGAGAAAUCCCUUGGGGGUGGGAGGUUGUUUAAGUCAGCUGCACUGUCAAAAAGGAAACAGCACAGCUUAGAGAAUCAGAGACUUCCCCUCAGCAGGCCUCAGAGCCCUCCAUUACAAAAUGGAAAUAGCAGUCAUUCACAGGGUGUUGAACUUAAAGUGUCAGAAGAGUGACAAGGUGCUUUUAAAAUGUAGAUAUGAAAGGGGAAACUGCUGCUGACCACAUGGUGAUAGCUAGCCAGGCAUUACGAGGAGACUGAACCAUCUUUGUUAUCAGCGUGGAUGAAAGUCUUUCACCCAGUUCUGAACUCUAACCAGCUACAGCCUUUGGGGGCACCAUGGAUUCGCCUUUCAAUUCCCAUAUGUUCACUCACCCUCUAGUGAAUAUCCUGCUGUCUGCCCAGAGAGGACAUCUUAAUUGGAGGAGCAGCCAUUUGGGAGACUAGCCUCUGGGGCAGGAGCAGCCUUUCAGGGUGGGGAAGGCCCAGAUGACCAUUAACUUCCAUCUGGGGGUGGAGAUGCCCGGCUGGGUGGGUGAGGAACAGAGACGUCCUGAGUGAACACCAAGUUUCUUACACACGCUUACUCAAUGUGUCUAUCUGACCCCUCCAAGGACAUCCUGUCCCCAUCUUCCUCUUGCGCAAGGUACCCGCCCAGCAGAAAGAGGCUUGAGGCUUUGCGGUGGACAGGGGCCCAGUGCCUGCUCUGGAUGACUGUCCACAGCAUCUUGGGUAGCAGGAGGGACUUUCCCCUCCCAAAGGCUAGUGCUCUACAAGUGUGGAUGAACAUGUGAUCCUGCUGUGUUGCUGUUACGCACACAGGCGACUUCAUUCUCUAGACCUGUUUUCCAGUCUGCAGAGUUUGCUUCUUAAAGGUGUCGGCAGGAUCCACAAGUCUGAGAGCUCAGGCCCGGCACACACUUCAGGCCGUAGGUGGGGUUAGGCGCGUCUCCACCCAGACCGGCUCCCGCCCCCAGCCCGCUUCCUCCUCCCAGGGGCGGUCCGGCCCAGCCCUCGGGGCUCGCGCACCACGGGCAGCCCCCUGCAACCAGACCAUGUCCGCCGGCUGGUUCCGGCGCCGCUUCCUGACUGGGGGUCCACUCCCCGCGCCGCGGCCGCCCGGGCCACGCGCCAGCCCUGUGCCCUACCGGCGGCCCCGCUUCCUGCGUGGCUCUGGCUCCAGCCCAGGAACCGCCGACGCCUCGCGCCGCUCGGACUCCCGGCCAGUGCGUAGCCCAGCGCGGGGCCGCACGCUACCCUGGAACGCAGGCUACGCCGAGAUCAUCAAUGCAGAGAAAUCUGAGUUCAAUGAGGAUCAAGCUGCCUGUGGGAAACUCUGCAUCCGGAGAUAUGAGUUUGGACCUGAAGAGGAUAGGGAAUGGUUGACUCUGUGCCCAGAAGAAUUCCUGACGGGUCAUUACUGGGCACUAUUUGAUGGGCACGGUGGUCCUGCAGCAGCCAUCCUGGCUGCCAAUACUCUGCACUCUUGCCUGCGUCGGCAGCUGGAAGCCGUGGUAGAAGGCAUGGUGGCUGCUCAACCCCCCAUGCACCUCAGUGGCCGCUGUGUCUGCCCCAGUGACCCCCAGUUUGUGGAAGAAAAGGGCAUCAGGACAGAAGAUUUGGUGAUUGGGGCCCUGGAGAGCGCCUUCCAGGAAUGUGAUGAGGUGAUCGGGCGGGAGCUGGAGGCCUCAGGCCAGGUGGGCGGCUGCACAGCUCUGGUGGCUGUGUCCCUGCAGGGAAAGCUGUAUGUGGCCAAUGCUGGGGAUAGCAGGGCCAUCUUGGUUCGGAGAGAUGAGAUUCGGCCGCUGAGCUCUGAGUUCACUCCAGAGACUGAGCGGCAGCGAAUCCAGCAUCUGGCCUUUGUCUACCCUGAGCUUCUGGCUGAUGAGUUCACCCGACUGGAAUUCCCUCGGCGGCUGAAGGGGGAUGACUUAGGGCAGAAGGUUUUGUUCAGAGAUCAUCACAUGAGCGGCUGGAGCUACAAAUGUGUGGAGAAAUCAGAUCUGAAGUACCCACUGAUCCACGGACAUGGCAGGCAGGCUCGGUUACUGGGAACGCUGGCUGUCUCCCGAGGACUGGGAGACCAUCAGCUCAGGGUCCUGGACACAAACAUCCAGCUCAAGCCCUUCUUGCUCUCUGUCCCACAGGUAACUGUGCUGGAUAUGGACCAGUUAGAAUUGCAGGAAGAGGAUGUAGUUGUCAUGGCAACUGAUGGACUCUGGGAUGUCCUGUCCAAUGAGCAGGUGGCAUGGCUGGUACGGAGCUUCCUCCCUGGGAACAGAGAGGAUCCACACAGGUUCUCGGAGUUGGCCCAAAUGCUGAUACACAGCACACAGGGGAAGGAUGACACUCCCACAGGGGAAAGGCAGGUGUCCUAUGAUGACGUCUCUGUGUUCGUGAUUCCCUUGAACAGCCAGAGCCAAGGAGGCAGUGGCUACUGAGGAUUCUGACACUGCAUCCAAGAAUCACUCCAAUCAUUGCAGUAUGGGCAUGCCUCCAUUAAGGCCAAGAGCAGGCCCUGUUUGUCCCACCCACAGCCCAAUGUUCCUGCUUCUCACCCAGGUUCAUCUGUUUCAAGGGGAUUUUUUAUACCAGGCAGCAAGAGCUGGAAGAGUACAAAGAGCCCAGCCCACCAGGUCCUGCCUUUUGCAAUAAUCACAUCACUCUGGUAGAGGGAUCUGAUUUCCUACAACUUAGGAAAACCUUGUGAGGGUUCUCAGACAGGAUCCUCAAUAGCCCAAGAAUAUUCUUAGAAAGAGAUACCCACAUUAAGAGUAUUAGUCAAAGAUGCCACAAGGGGUAGCAUCCUGUAUUUGGAUACAGGUUUUCCAAUCCAUGAAUGUUAGGGCAUCCAUUUAAAAAUCCUCCAAGAAAAUCUUGGGCAGUCUCACAUCUGCUAUCUUGAAGAAAGCUCUGGAGGAGACACCAGCUUAGGUUUUGCCCUGUUCUUUGCUGUUGGAGGGCAUGGCCCCUACAGCUAAGGUUGGGGGAAGAGCAAAAAGGGGCAAGAGGAGCUUCCAGAGUUGGCUGGGCAGGGAAUGCUUAUCACUACCUCUGGCCUGGCCUUCUAACUGACUGCUUCCCCCUGGCCCCAGUCUCACCACCAAUGCCUUUGCUUUUGUUUCUUAUCACAUUCCUAUUAUUAAAUGUUCAUUUGCAGAAGA